Molecule: messenger RNA, 399 nt
Organism: Dentiscutata erythropus
Lineage: Eukaryota; Fungi; Glomeromycota; Glomeromycetes; Diversisporales; Gigasporaceae
Source: the annotation of a GenBank genome assembly
AUGUCAGGUGAUGUGUACAGGGAGUCUAUUGCAGUAUGUAAAGCCUUAGACUUGAAACAGGAAAGAGCUUCAAAUUAUGAAAUAUCCGUACAUCAUCCUGAAGCAUAUUAUACUGGGAGACUUCUUAAUUUUCCGGAUGUCAAAGAAGAAUUAGAAUAUUGGAUGAAUAUUCUCAAAACAGAAUCAAAUCUAUUAAAAGAAGAUCAACUAAAAAUAAGUAAUGCAUUUUUAUCAGCAGAUAAUAAUAUUUCAAACUUGUUAGAAACUUCACAACAACAUCAACAAAAUGAUGUUAUGUAUCCAAGUAAAUUAAUUAAUACUUCAAAAAUUUUAAAAGCUAUAAAUGUGGAAGCUUAUGAAAUAACCGAUGCUGAUCUUAGUAUUGUUCAAGAGUUUUGA